CUUCAUUGAUCUCAAGGGAGGAAACUGCAAAAUUUAGGGUUUGUUUGGCCCUAUUCGCACACACCCACGCCGUCGGAUCCUCCUGCCCUCCCCACGUCCACCUCUCUCCGCCGAAGAAUCGGCGGCGGCGGCGGCGGCGGCGAGCGCCUUCCCUUGUCAAAAUCCACCCGGCGGCAGAGCAGAGCCUCGUUGCUGAGGAGGGGAGAUGGCAGGCAUGACCGAUAUGCCGAUGAGGCCGGCGCGGCCGGGCCCGCCGAUGCAGCACCGGGGCCCUCCGCCGAUGGCGCGCCUCCGCCCCGAACCAAUCGACCGCGAGAAGACCUGCCCUCUGCUGCUCAGGGUUUUCACAAGGGUUGCUGGUCACCACCAAAAUGAAGAGUUUUCUGUGAGAGGGAAAGAACCAAAGGAUGAAGUUCAGAUUUACACAUGGAAGGAUGCCACUCUCCGUGAGCUUACUGAUCUUGUGAAAGAGGUUGCUCUUCCAGCAAGGAAAAGGAACGCGAGGCUUUCUUUUGCAUUUGUAUACCCAGACAAGAAUGGUCGUUUUGUUGUCAGACAGGUGGGUUCGACCUUCGCUUAUGGCCAUGGAAGAGGUGAUGAUGCCAAAACUCUUGCAGAGCUUGGGUUCCAGAUUGGCGAUUAUCUGAGCGUCGCGAUCAUGUAACUGCAGAUUGGCGAUUACCUGAGCGUCGCGAUCAUGUAAGCCGGUGCCCGCAAUGAGUUCCGGUGACUGCACCGGAUAGAACUGAUGUGAUGUAAAAAAUGCAUUGGUUGCGACGAGCAAGGGAGGAGUAUCUGUUAGCGCUAGGAAGUGGAACCAAAACUGUCUGUAAUGCCGGUACUACCAAAGUUGCCUAGACACUUUGAACGAUCAAAGCGUAUGGUAUGGUUUCUUGUUGGUAUGGUGCUUGUCUGCGGUGCCUGAAAUUUCCAAUCCAUUGAGCUGCACGUCAAUGGCUCCAUGUUAAGAUGGGCUGAACGGUAUUCCAAGGGGUGGGCAAGAUACCCAUUAUCUGAACCGUUAUCCAAACCUGAACUACCUGAACCUGUACCCGACCUACCCAAACCUGAAUUAACCAAACACUAGUUUGGAUCCUAGGUCUCAAAACCCAAAAUUAUAUUGGGUACCGGGUAACAUGUCUCGUGCCUGAAUUACCCGAAAUUAUAUAUUAUUUAUCCAGUUCCCAA
Zea mays is the source of this 1188-nucleotide messenger RNA. RefSeq names its product histone deacetylase complex subunit SAP18. Gene Ontology annotation, molecular function: transcription factor binding; transcription corepressor activity. NCBI's taxonomy places the organism in Eukaryota, Viridiplantae, Streptophyta, Magnoliopsida, Poales, Poaceae. The record is from RefSeq and is marked validated. The transcript is spliced from 7 exons. Gene Ontology annotation, cellular component: nucleus. Gene Ontology annotation, biological process: negative regulation of DNA-templated transcription. The coding region runs from base 206 to 664 and encodes 152 amino acids.